Molecule: messenger RNA, 1005 nt
Organism: Exophiala bonariae
Lineage: Eukaryota; Fungi; Ascomycota; Eurotiomycetes; Chaetothyriales; Herpotrichiellaceae
Exons: 1
Coding region: 1-1005 (334 amino acids)
Source: RefSeq, a predicted model, not a curated record
AUGAACUUUGAAAUCGCAGGUUGCGGCCCUGCACACCAGAGUGGCGUGGUUUGUCAGUAUCCGGACACAAGAACACGCGUUGUCUCGGAACCAGGUUGCCAGUACUGUCAAGAACAGCGACCGGGCCCAGCACCAACGUUCAACCAGAUGCCACCAUCAUGCGCCGUCCGAAACCACAACGGUCUCUAUCCAGGACCACUCUAUCAGACUGUGGCUCAUGCAUACCUUCCUGCCGCGCAACAACGCAACAUACCUUAUGGACGGAGCUACCACCAAGAAUACCAACCGCAAGGCAAUCUCAGAAGUACAAGUCAGCCAAAUAGGUUGUUAGUAAAUCCACCAGAGGAUUACAGACUUCCAGGACUGGGACAAUAUGAACACUCCGCUCACUGGGACGUACCAAGCAACAGACCACAAUCCCAAGCACCAUAUCCCCAAGUGCAGCCGUACGAGGGAGGGUAUACUCGAAGACCAGAGCACAAAUAUCACGACUUAUCUGGCCCUUCCACAUAUCGGGCGAGGCGCACGUACACAGAUGAGGAGGAACAAGAAAAGCUUGCUGCCGCUGAGGAAGCCAAUCUUCAACGUGCUCUUCAGGAGUCGCGUCGCGAACAUGAAUUGAACAAAGUGAAGAGAGCUUGUUCCGGACAAGGGAGAAGAAUUUCAGCUCUUGAAGAUCAAAUGGACCGGGACAGAGAACGGGCACAGCAUGAUCGAGAGGAGAGAGGGGGGCCACAGUAUAAACGAGAAGAAGAACAAUACCGCGCAGACUUGGAGCAAUAUCUUGCUGAGAAGGCAGCUUGGGAGGCAUCAGAGAGGGAGGCAAGACCUGCAGGUGAAUAUCUUGAAAAUCCUCGAGGCUUGUCAACAGGAGAGAAACCAUCAUUUAUGCCGUCACCGGGUAGAAAAGAGAAAGAGGUCUGGAUCAGAGACGUGAGAAAAGUCGAUGGAAAACUGGUUGAAUAUCGAAGGAAGCUCAAGUCUUGGGAAUAUGAACUGCGCUAG